AUGACUCUUCGCGCAACCGAUCCUUUCAAGUGUUUCUGCGGCCGCACUUAUCCGUAUGCGAUUGAUCUAGAAGAACACCGGAGAGCCCGAGGGCAUUUUCCCUCACAUGUUUGCAGAGAUAUUUGCAAACAUCCUUCAGUGGUUCAGUACGACUAUACUAUUCGCAAAUGUAGCUAUUGCAGCAAGCUCUGUGAGCGCCUGGAUAUCCUUGAGGACCACCGCAUUACUACAGGGCACUGUUUCUGUUCAGAAUGCGAACUUCCCUUCGAAAGCCAAAGUGCUUGGGAGAACCACCGCGAGAUAGAGCUCCAUGCUUCCGAGUAUCGGUGUUGUAACUGUAAUAUCUCUUUUAAGGACAUCCACGCUUUAAACGCACAUAUGGCCAGCCGUGCGCAUCGGAAGCCUCUCCAGCAAAAGCCCCACAGCAAUGUGAGAAAGGCGGGAAAAACUACUACGAUAAGUGCAGGUGAUCGGACAUGCAAGAAAUGCCAGCGGACUUUCCUGUCUAUCCAGUCUUUUCAACAACAUUGUGAUUCGAUAAAGCACAAGCCACUUAGCGCUUUAAGUUGUCCUGUAGGAGAGGGAUGCAGAGCGAAGUUUAGUGCGCCGUCAGCUCUACUGCACCAUCUGGAAAGUGGAAAGUGCUGCUCAGGCAUGGACCGUGAUGAUAUCUACGACAUAGUUCAACUAUACGACAAAGAUCAUGCAAUCCACACCCUCCCAACACUCACACCUUCGAGCUCUGCUUACUUGCCGGCACAUGAUUUGUCUCCUUAUUCUGGAACGCCGACCACGUCUCUUGAUAGCUCAGAUGGCUGGCUACUAGUCACUCCCACGCACUCCCAGGGUACCUUUCGUACAAUACAGGCUCUUCAGCAGCAUUUAGUUUCUCCAGCACACUGCGAUAAGGUCUACCACUGCCCACGUAAUCUCAUUCCGAUCAACUCCAACAAGUCUAUAACAAAUCAAGGAAAAGGAAAGCAAUUCGCUACACUUGGUGGAUUGGCCCAGCACUUAGAGAGUGGGGCAUGCAGUGGUGGCAAGCAGACAUUCUUAUAUUGUAUUGAGUUCAUCCAACAACAUUUGGGGCAAUGGGGGCUUAGAGGGAUACGCCUUUUGUUGUCGGACUCCCAAGAUUGA
Messenger RNA from Bipolaris maydis ATCC 48331, 1140 nucleotides. RefSeq lists its product as uncharacterized. Lineage: Eukaryota; Fungi; Ascomycota; Dothideomycetes; Pleosporales; Pleosporaceae. The record is from RefSeq and is a predicted model, not a curated record.